AUGGCAACCGCCCCCUCUCCCCGCGCGCCUUCCGAUGCAUUGCCAGAAAACGGCCAAACGCUUAACGCGCGCCGCACCUCCCUCGGAUUCCUCCGUCGUUCCAAAUCCACCGAACCUCUCGGCGAACGAAAAGUCUCCGGCCGCAAGAAGAUGUCCAGAGCUGAAAGAAUGGAGGACGAUCUGCGUCGUCAGCGCGAAUCUUACGCGCCUCGGAAUGCCCCCCGCCUGCCUGACCUCUCGCCCGCCCCACAGCUUGAGACAUUUGGAGGGGAGGAACGGGAUAACCUCCCGGCGGUGCCUCCUCUGCCUCGCCCCCAGUCGGGAUUUGCUGCCUCUCCCCCUCUGAGUUCGCCCAUGGCGGAUGUUAUCGACCCGUACGCUCGCACCGAGAGCAUGACACAUCGCGGCCGCUACAGCUACGCCAGCAGUGCCGUGAGCACUGUCAACAGUCCUCGUCGCGUCCGCCGUCGCAAGGACCCCACUCCAUACAACGUGCUGGUGGUUGGUGCUCGUAACUCGGGCAAGACAUGCUUCCUUAAUUUUCUUCGCAAGUCCCUGGAAAUGCCCCCGCAUAAGCACCCCUCACGUACCGCUGAGGAGCUUGAGGAGCUCGAGAGCCAGACCUCUGCCUACGAAGGAUUCACCUCGCAAUAUCUGGAAACUGAGAUUGAUGGUGAACGUGUCGGCCUGACCCUGUGGGAUUCAAACGGUCUGGAGCGCAACAUUGUUGAUCUGCAGAUGCGCGGUGUCACCGGUUUCCUGGAGAGCAAGUUCGAGGAGACUCUCGCAGAGGAGAUGAAGGUGGUGCGUUCCCCGGGUGCUAGGGACACUCACAUCCACUGCACGUUCCUGCUUCUCGAUCCCGUGCGCCUCGACGAGAAUAUCGCCGCUGCUGAGCGUGCCGCCAAUGGCACCCCCAAGACCUCCGACUCCCCCGUUGUCGGAGUCCUGGACCAGAACCUGGACCUGCAUGUGCUGCGCACCAUCCUGGGCAAGACCACCAUUGUGCCCGUCAUCAGCAAGGCUGACACCAUCACCUCGGCCCACAUGGGAUAUCUCCGCAAGGCGGUUUGGAGCAGCUUGAAGAAGGCCAACAUCGACCCGCUGGAAAUCUUGACCCUUGAGGACCAGGAGGAGUACACGUCAUCGGAGAGCGCCGACGAAGAGUCCAUUGCCGAAGUGGCCACCCCCCCUGAGGCCAGCGAACCUACGGAGUCUGCUGAGUCGAGAGCACCUGGCGAGACCGCCGAGACCAAGGAGGAGGACAAGGAGGACAAGGAGACUGACGCUGCCGAGGAGAAGCAGACUAUUCCUCGCGUUCCCUCUUCCCCCGCCAGCCUCAAGUCCAACCGAUCCGGGCCUUCCAACCCGCACGUGCCAUUCUCAAUCCUGUCCCCGGAUCCCCAUUCUCUGGCAUCCGGCGAGCAGCCCGUGGGCCGUCGCUUCCCCUGGGGUUUCGCCGAUCCCUACGAUGCGGAGCACUGCGACUUUGUGCGUCUCAAGGACUCGGUAUUUAGUGAAUGGCGAUCGGAGCUGCGCGAGGCCAGUCGUGUGGUCUGGUACGAGCGCUGGAGAACCAACCGCCUCAACCGUAACGGUCAGCCGGCACCUCUGCCGUCCAAGCAAUACGGCAAACAGUACGGCGGUCGCCUGGGCCCGAUUCGCGACGGUCGCCGCACGCGAUAA
Messenger RNA from Penicillium cinerascens, 1686 nucleotides. It is a transcript of the gene aspE, whose product is annotated as septin. Bases 1 to 1686 code for a protein of 561 amino acids. Gene Ontology annotation, biological process: cytoskeleton-dependent cytokinesis. Gene Ontology annotation, cellular component: cytosol; septin complex; microtubule cytoskeleton. The record is from RefSeq and is a predicted model, not a curated record. The transcript is spliced from 2 exons. Lineage: Eukaryota; Fungi; Ascomycota; Eurotiomycetes; Eurotiales; Aspergillaceae. Gene Ontology annotation, molecular function: GTP binding; GTPase activity; molecular adaptor activity.